Peromyscus californicus insignis is the source of this 1721-nucleotide messenger RNA. It is a transcript of the gene Tusc2, whose product is annotated as tumor suppressor 2, mitochondrial calcium regulator. Gene Ontology annotation, cellular component: mitochondrion. Bases 127 to 459 code for a protein of 110 amino acids. NCBI's taxonomy places the organism in Eukaryota, Metazoa, Chordata, Mammalia, Rodentia, Cricetidae. Gene Ontology annotation, biological process: inflammatory response; regulation of mitochondrial membrane potential. The transcript has 3 exons. The record is from RefSeq and is a predicted model, not a curated record.
GCCUGCGGAAGGCGGCGGCGGCGGCGGCGGCACCUGUGAGUGGAGGCUGGGGCAGGGCAUGGUCGCGCCCGGCGCGCUGUGAGAGCGGAGCGGCCGCUGGGUCCGCCAUGCGCCCGCGGCGCUGACAUGGGCGCCAGCGGCUCCAAAGCUCGGGGCCUCUGGCCCUUUGCCUCCACCACGGGGGGCGGCGGCCCUGAAGCGGCAGGCGCUGAGCAGUCUUUGGUGCGGUCUCGACCCCGAGCGGUGCCCCCCUUCGUAUUCACGCGCCGCGGCUCCAUGUUCUAUGAUGAAGAUGGGGAUCUGGCUCACGAGUUCUAUGAGGAGACAAUCGUCACCAAGAAUGGGCAGAAGCGAGCCAAGCUGAGGCGGGUACAUAAGAAUCUGAUUCCUCAGGGCAUCGUGAAGCUGGAUCCCCCCCGAAUCCACGUGGAUUUCCCUGUGAUCCUCUAUGAAAUGUGAGCCUGUGGCAUGGCAGACACAAGCACCCACUGCCCCAGCAAGAAACUCCCAGGCUCAAGGUGUAGCUUCCAUUCAGGAGUCCAGGCUGGUGCCACAACCCUGAAUAAACUAAACUCCGUUGGCCCAGAACCUUCAGUUGUAAAAGGGGCAGUCCCUCAGUGUUAACUGGUGUUGGUUUAUGUCUGAACAAUAAGUGGUUGGUGGCUGGUGAGGGCUCGUGGCAGAAUCGCCAGCCCAUUGCCCAGCCACUUGUGCAAGAAGCAUGGCGGGGCUUAUGCUGGUCAGGAAAGCCUGGCUCCUCGAUCCUUGCCCGACCUGCUUUCUUCCAAGCUUGCCUAGGGCCCAGCCCUCCUAGAAGCUACAGCACUUUACAAGCAGAGUCUGCCUUCUUCCAGCCCCUGGGCUCUAGGGGCUGUACCCAAGUGGGAACUUCCUUCCCUCACUUCCCGUACCCCUAGUCAGAGCAUUUCAGCCGUUUGCUACCUCGAUUCCCCCUGUAUUGGACAGAGACUGGGGAUAGGACCAGCCUCAGUCUUCCUGCCUACCUGCCAUUUGUUCCCACUCUAAGAUGGACAGUUUGCUGGCCGUUAAAUAGGAUGGGGACCAGUGUAGGAGGCUUCUCCUAUCACCCAGAGCUGGACUGAUCUCUCUUGAUUUCCACCAGUUGCCCUCCCCCAAGUUGAGAGGGUGCAGGCCGGGGUCAGGACAGGCCGUGGAUGCCUGUGCCUGUGGGGACUUGCCCCAAACCACAUAUUCCAUAUUCUGUCUAACCUCCCUCGUCUUUGCACCAGUCCCACCCAUCCCCAGCUGUGGGGGAGGGGCUGUCCACCACCCAGCGGUAAGAAGCCACACACAUAUACACACACACACACACACACACACACACACACACACACACACACACACCCGGGGCUGGUGCCAGUAGCUAUGAGGAGCCCAUCACCCUUUCUACAGAAUCUUCACCUCUUCAGGGUCAGUUAAGGGAAAGUACUGGAGCUCCUUGGUAAGGAUCAGAAGAAGGGAAAAAUACAGAAAAGGGGUAAUUAAAAUGUGAAGGUUUGUAAAUAGUCUAGACAAUGAUAAUGUUGGGGCAGAGUCUGAUUUCUAUAUAGAGGUGGCUUUUAAAACAAAAUCCUUAUUUGUGGAAGCUCCGGGCUUCUAGAUUGUGGGAAAUGGCUUGGGGAGGGUGGCUUCCUUCCCCAGCAUAGGAAGACUGUUGUGUUAUUCGUUCAAUUUCAAUAAAAUUAUGUGUAGACCCUGCA